This is a messenger RNA of Pelobates fuscus (common spadefoot toad), 1450 nucleotides long. RefSeq names its product ATP-dependent RNA helicase DDX25-like. The record is from RefSeq and is a predicted model, not a curated record. Gene Ontology annotation, biological process: poly(A)+ mRNA export from nucleus. Gene Ontology annotation, molecular function: RNA binding; RNA helicase activity; ATP binding. The transcript has 12 exons. NCBI's taxonomy places the organism in Eukaryota, Metazoa, Chordata, Amphibia, Anura, Pelobatidae. The coding region runs from base 41 to 1450 and encodes 469 amino acids. Gene Ontology annotation, cellular component: nucleus; cytoplasmic stress granule.
CUAACUGCUCCCAGCGCUGGGGGAGACGCUGAGUGCUGACAUGGCGGUUUCCUGGCGGCCGAGGAAAGCGAAGCCUUCAGACUUACAGAAUAAUAAUUUAAUACCUGGAAUACCAAAAAUAUUUAGAGAAAAACCUGGUCCCGAUGGUUGCGAUGAUGAAGCAAAUGAACAUGAUGACCGUGCAGCACGUUCUUUGCUAAAUAAGCUUAUUCGUAGCUCAUUGGUGGAAUCCUAUCACAGUGUGGAAGUGUUACAGAGAGAUCCUAGCUCCCCACUGUUCUCUGUUAAAUCAUUUGAGGAGCUACAUUUAAAGCAGCAGUUACUAGAUGGAGUUUAUUCCAUGGGCUUUAACAGACCUUCAAAAAUCCAGGAGACCGCUCUUCCUAUGAUGCUUGCAGAUCCGCCCCAAAAUUUGAUUGCCCAGAGUCAGUCAGGGACUGGGAAAACUGCUGCAUUUGUCCUUGCUAUGCUGAGCCGUGUCAACCCGAUGAAGAAGUAUCCACAGUGCAUCUGUCUUAGUCCCACAUUUGAGCUGGCUUUGCAGACAGGAGAAGUUAUAGAGCAGAUGGGAAAGUUCUGUGAAGACAUCAAAGUAGUCUACGCAGUGAGAGGAAAUAGGCCCUCCAGUGAUAGCAGAAUUGAAGCCCAGAUUAUCAUUGGCACCCCUGGUACUGUGAUGGACUGGUGUUUUAAACAGAGGCUGAUCGAUGUUGCAUACAUCCGUGUCUUUGUGUUGGAUGAGGCAGAUGUAAUGAUUGACCUUCAAGGUUAUUGUGAUCACAGUAUUCGUGUUAAAAGAGCUAUGCCAGAAACAUGUCAAAUGUUGCUUUUUUCGGCCACCUUUGAAGACACAGUAUGGAGCUUUGCUGAGAGAAUUGUUCCAGAUCCAAAUAUCAUAAAACUAAAGAAAGAAGAGUUAACACUUAAAAACAUACAGCAGUUUUUUGAUCCUUGUGAAAACAAAGAACAGAAGUAUCAGGCACUAUGUAACAUCUAUGGGGCGGUAACCAUUGCCCAAGCAAUUAUUUUCUGUCAGACUCGUAAAAUAGCCAGCUGGCUGUAUCACACAAUGCGAAAAGACGGACAUCAGGUGUCAUUGCUAACUGGAGAGCUAUUGGUCACUGAGCGCGCACGCAUGAUCCAGAGAUUCCGUGAUGGGAAUGAAAAAGUUCUCAUUACAACCAAUGUCUGUGCCAGAGGAAUCGACGUAGAACAGGUUUCUAUUGUAGUGAAUUUCGAUCUGCCGCUACAGCUAGACGGAACAGUAGACUAUGACACAUAUCUCCAUCGUAUUGGCCGUGCGGGACGAUUUGGAAAGAAGGGCAUUGCACUCAGCCUUGUGGAAAAAAGCUGUCUUUACAUGCUGGAUCAUAUUGAAAAGCAAUUCAAUACAAAGAUUAGGCGAUUAGACACUGGAGAUCUCAGCGAGAUUGAGAAAAUUUGCCAUUGA